AUGGAAGUACAUCGCUUUAAGGAGCUACAGACGCAGCUGCUUGCCAUGUCGUAUGAAGAACCCAUGGCGAUCGAAAGUGUGUCUCUUGUACGUCAUUUAUUGGAAGAUUUAAUAAAAGAAACACAAGCACGUGAAGAAAUUGAAAAGGAAAAGGAGAAAAGAGAGAGAGAGGCACUUGACUAUUUCCAGACGUUGGGAUCUCUACGUCAAGAGAAUGUUAAACUGAUUCAGGAGAAUAAGAAUUUGCAAGAUGAACGUAUUCAUCAAGAAGAAGAUAUUAUCAAGAGAGAAGAAGCAUGGAAACGAGAGCUUCAGAAACGGCAUGAUGACGUCAACAGGUUAGAGUUUCUUUACGUUCAGAUGACGCAAGAAUGUAAUGCAAAGGACGAAGAAGUAGCUCGACUGAAGACGCAAUUGGAACACGUGCUAGCUAUGAAAUCAAUUGGCUCAGUGUCAACUGAUAUGGCGGAUUCUGAUAUGUCACAGUUGCAGGAAAGAAUUAUUGUGGACAUGCAACAUACGAGAAAUAUAGAGCGACAGUUGGAACAGCAUGUGCAAAUGAUUAAGGAGAUGCAAGAGCAACUGACAGCGCUGAAUACGGAAAACGCUAACUUGCGGGACCAGUGUGACCAAUUGAACGACCAAUUGACCAAACAGGAGCAGGAAAAAAGCCAGUUGUUGAAGCUUACCGAGGGCAACAAAAGCGCGUCUGGGUUGCAGGUGGAGCAGCAAAGAACGCAAGACGAAGCUCGUGAUGGCAACAACAUAGUAUCUACACAGGAAAUGACGCGGCAGGAGAAACAACGACAGGAUUUUUGUCAGCAGAAGAAUGAGCAAAUGCUUCCAGUUAUGGAUCUUGAGGAAGACUUGGAAAAUGCAAAGGCUUUGUUUCAAGAGACCGAGCAUGAGAAGGAAAAGCUACUGAUAAAAGUGGAUACGGCAUUAAAAUUGCAAUGCCACCUUGAAUCCAUGCUGGAGACGGAAAAGCGCAAGUCCGCUAACCUUCAUAACCAACUAGUAGAGAGCAACAAAAAGGUUCGCGAGCUUAUAGACAGGCAGAACUACGCACAGGUUUUGUUGGAUCGAGCUGAGGAGACUGAGAACGAUAAGCUGGUCUUUCAGAAUGAAUCCUUAGCGCUCAAGAGGCACGUGGAGGAGCUGCGCGAUCAAGUUGCUAGCUUGAAAAAUCGGGUUGAGAAUGACGAUUUGCACGCGAAACGGCUAUCGGAUGAAAUCCUAAAGUUGCAGGCAGAAGCUGCAGUAGCGAGCAAGAAGUACGCAAGGCUUGAAAAGGAGAAGGCAGAGCUGCAGAAUAAUUACGACAACGCAAUGGUGGAGUUACGUAACGCUCGUCAGACGUGGAACCAUUACCAAAACGAAUUUGAAAAACUAUCAAACGAGGUCCAGGCUCAACAGCUUUCGCUCUCGUCUGGUCAAAACGCGCUUCAGUCGAGCCAGAGCUCGAUCAGUGACCUAAAGAACCAGGUCCGCCAACUUCAAAGCGAAUUGAAGCUAAAGCAAAACAAUUUACACCAUUUGGAAACACGACUAGAACAAGAAAAGGCUAGCCACAAAAGCGUCCAGACACAAUUGGUGUUACUUCAAGAUGAGCAUUUGCAAACGAAGGAGACAAAUUGCGCACGCGAGAUUGCGUUGAAGCAGCUACGAGCGGAGAUUCAAACCAAGGAUCGUGCACUGACUGAGAAAACGGAAGCUUUGGAGAACUCUAAGUUGCUGGUUGAGCAAAUAGAGUCGUCUCGAGACCAACUAGUUUUUCAGACAAAGCAGCGACAACAAGAGAUUCAGCAGCGCCAACAGGAAAUUACUGAUCUCAAUGUUAAGGUCAGCUCGUUAAGUAGCAAAAUCUCGGCAAAGAAUAGUGAGAUCACGUCGUUGAAGAAGCUGACACGAACACUGGAUGGUGAAAAGGAUGCUAUGAAUGAUCAGCUGGAUGCUUUGACUGAGAAACACCACGCGAUUGAAACAGAGGCCAGUGAGCUUCGCAAAGCCGUGCAGGCAAAAACAUCGGAUGCUGCUGCGCUUCAAGAGCAGAUGAGCAACGUGGUGAACAAAUUGAACGAAUCCGAAGACAAGCUGAGCAAGAUGCAAGCUCACUGCUUGACACUCGAAAGUGAAAUUGGCCGUCUGGAACAUUUGAAGGGAGUGCACACUGUCGAAUUGGCGGCACUUGCACAAGAUUUGGAGAAUAUGACGGUAGAGAAUCAAGCAAUUAGUGAGGAGUGCAACCGCCUGAGACGAAUGCAGCACUCUCAUUCUCAGUCUGCCAAAACUAUGAAGCAGACUACACGAGAAAUUGAGCGACAACGAGACACACUGCAGAUUGAGCUGGAGGACCUGCGGCAUACAUACCGGUCUUUGAUCCAGGAACAUGAGGGAAUGCAAAAAGCACGGGCGGAGAUAUCAGCGCUGCAAGAAGAGCUUAGCGUCGUCAAUGAAUCAUUGAGGAAGCAAGUUGCUACGCUUGACAAUCAGCUCAAAGCAAUGAGGGAGAAGAACACGAUCUUAACGACAGAAACGGCUACGUAUCGCGAUCAAGUUAGUUUUCUUACGGAAAAGCUUCAGAAAAGUGAGGAAAAGCAAAAUGAUCUCCAGACACGAAUGCAGCAGCUUGUGCAAGAGCUGGAUACCCAAAAACAGGUUUCGACUGAGAUCUCUGCUCAGCGUUAUGGAGCUCAGGCUGAGAAUGCUGCUGUGUCACAGCGAAUUGUGCAUUUGGAGGCAAAAUUGAGCAACUGUAAGUACGAGAUGAAAUCUCUGCAGGACAAGUUGCGAGACGAGCAGUGUCAGCGGCGAAGCCUUGAAGAAGUUGCUUCUACUCUUCGUCAAAAAAUUGCGACAAACGAAGACAUGAUAUCGAACUUAGAGGAGCAACGCAAUGCCAUGGCUGCAGAAAUCCAAGCUUAUCAUCAGCGACAAGUAACAGGUUUUGCGUCCGAAAUGGAGAUGUCCGAGCUUAACCACUCGCCAGCGUCUUUUGGUCACCAGCUUCGCGCGCUGAUGAAGGAAGCGAGUAGUGCACAGCGAAAGCAUUUCUCCCCACCUCCGCUUACUUCCCCGUCAUCGAAUGCAAAUGGAAGCACUCCAGAAUCUGGUGGAAAGUCAUCCAGUGCAUCCUUGUUCUUGCCCCUUCAUGCUCUCGAAGAAGCCCAAAUAAAGUGCCAAGAGCUCGAAGACCGUUUAGCUCAGCAAGACGACACUAUCAAGCAAUUGGAGCGAUCACGCAGCAAGUUCAAGCGAUUCGCAGCGAAGUAUGAGCGCGAAAUUGAGCAGCGCGAUCGAAAAAUUGAGGAGCUACAAAGCAGUUCCCAUGCAUCUUCGUUCGUGUCCCCUAAUGCGCGAUCGUUCAGAUGCCAAUUUGUUAAAGAACUGAAGCGAUAUCAAGCGACGUCAGGGAAAAAGCACGAGAUGGUAUAUGAACUGGCAACGGUACGCGGAACGUGGAGAAGCUCUGGCAAAAUUGUGAGUUUACCAUUGUCCGAUCCACAAGACUGGUUUACGUGGGAGGCAAUGACAAUAUACAGACAAACACGCUGGCUCCCCCAACAUGUUACUGAUACAUUCAUCAUUGGAGAUUUUUCGUCGGUUUCAUAUCAAUCUCAUCGCUUUGACUGUUUGUUACUCUCAAUUGAUCAUCGUCGGGUGUUUACAGAGCUGUUGCUAGGGGAACGUUGGAUUAAUUUCAACUUGCAUCGGCACAAAUAA
Messenger RNA from Peronospora belbahrii, 3723 nucleotides. NCBI's taxonomy places the organism in Eukaryota, Oomycota, Peronosporomycetes, Peronosporales, Peronosporaceae. The record is from the annotation of a GenBank genome assembly.